CAAAAGAAGAAAAGUGAUGACAUCUAACUCUAUUGUUCCUGUCUUUACAGGACCAUUUCCUGCAGAAAUUAAAGAAGACAUUAGACGCUUAAAGAACUUUGUGAAUUUCAUUGCAUUUAAUGCUGAUGUGAAGAAUAGAUACUCACCACAAAAACUUCAAGAACAUAUUUCAUACAUUGAGGCUAAGGUACAAACUUUAUGUACAAAAGUUGGUGAAUAUGACUCAUGGAUGAGCACAUCUAAGAUUUUGAGACAAGGAAGUAGCUAUAAGGGAACUAAGAUCUUAAAGCCUGAUGAGCUGGACUACAUGCCAAUCCUGGCAAUAUUUACUAGAGAGACUGUUGUAGUGGAGGAUGUGAAAGAGAAUUGUGAGUUGAAAGACAAGGGGUGUGUUUACAUCAAAGUGAACAAUUCAACCAUAAAAGACAAUCUAGAUGAGUUAUGUCAUCAUACUCCAAGUGGAUCAUACCUUAAAGGUGGAACAAUAUAUCUAGCUAAACUGAGAGAAGCUGUGAAAUGGGCCCUCGGUGAAAUAGACUCAUUGACAUACACAGGUGAGCAUAAACAUAAGGAUGAAGACCAGGAUGAGCCUUACCCAUUAGGAAAUAUCAGUGUAUGUGAGAAAAUACAUGGUCCUAGUAUAACACUUAAGAUGGGUGCCCCUCUGUGCACUGCUAAGGUGGACCUGUGUUUCUCUAUAGAAGGUAGAGACACCAACCUCGGACAAUGUGCUAUGGUAUCCGCCAAUGCAUUUGUUGAAAGUUCCUGCCAGUGUGGCCUUUCCUCCAGCAGACACUGGGAUGAAUCUCCUAUCAAUCCUCCUAACAAGUAUGAAUUGUCAGAAUCACAUAGAGAACUUUUCCUCACUUUUAAGCUUAUCAGUCACAUUCUCAAUGAUACAUGUCAACAUCUAGGAAUAGACACAACAUUUUCUGUAGUUCAUGCAUCCUCCAGUUAUAACAUCCAGUCACUGGUAUGGCAACAUCAACAAACAUGCCAAGCAACCAAUGUGGGGGAAUGUUACAGAAAUAUUGUUCAGAUGCUCAACUGUGGAGAACUUGAUAAACCAGAUGAGUUAUAUGUUAAAGUACAUGAUUCUCCACAAGGAUAUCUUGAAGACAUGUUCUUCCCAGAAGUUGAAAGGGAGAUUAGCCCCAUAAGUAUUGUUGGAUUUAUGUGGUUCUUACAGCAGGUGUGUCAUACAGAAUCUACAGAGUGGUGGAAAACACUUUUCAUUGAGGAUGACACAAGGUACAAUGACAAUGAUCAUCUGUCUGGUUUAUGUGAAGCAUCAAACCAUUUAAAUGAAUUAACAGCAUGUUUCUCAUAUCCACCGCCACCACCCAUUACAUUGAUUCAGAAAUGGAAUAAUGAAAGAAACAAUCAAAUAGCAUCAUUAACUAUCUCUCGCAGGUAGUUAACUGUUCAUUGAACAUCUAAUCAAAUGCGAUUACUUAGAGGACAAGCACCAAUAAUUCUACCUUGUUUAUUGACAAAAGCUACUUCAUCAUCUACUAUAUGCUGUUACAGCAAACAUUGGAUAAUUCGAAUUAUCAUAUCAUUGCUAGAAAUCGUGUGAUUUGAUUGGCUGAUUCAGUACCAUGUGAUCAAAAAACCAUAGUAUAUUUCACAGCUCCCUCAAUUUUGGGAUUACAAAAGACGUAUUGCCAGGCAUAUUGCCCGCCCGGGGAAUUUUGACAAGAACAAAUAUUUCAUUCUAUGUUCGGGCAAUACCUGUUGCACUUUCAAUGAUUUUUG
This is a messenger RNA of Owenia fusiformis, 1758 nucleotides long. NCBI's taxonomy places the organism in Eukaryota, Metazoa, Annelida, Polychaeta, Sabellida, Oweniidae. The record is from the annotation of a GenBank genome assembly.